Molecule: messenger RNA, 979 nt
Organism: Fundulus heteroclitus (mummichog)
Lineage: Eukaryota; Metazoa; Chordata; Actinopteri; Cyprinodontiformes; Fundulidae
Gene: snapc5
Product: small nuclear RNA activating complex, polypeptide 5
Exons: 4
Coding region: 205-564 (119 amino acids)
Biological process (GO): transcription by RNA polymerase II; transcription initiation at RNA polymerase III promoter
Cellular component (GO): nucleus
Source: RefSeq, a predicted model, not a curated record
GCGUGAUGACGAAGAAGAAUGACGCCAUUUCGACCUCAGGAACCAAACUGUAGCCUGUAGUAGCACAACAACUCCGUUUCCUUUGAUGUAAAGGCUCUCCGACGCACCUUACCCAGAUUAUCAUCUUUAAAUGCCGCUAUGGAGCUGUAGGCAGUGUUCAUAAGCAGAGCGUUGAGGAAUGGUCUGACCGCAGCAGCAGCAAACAUGCACAGCCGUUUGCAGGAGUUGAAGAAGGAAGAGGAGACCCUCCUCAAAAUCAAAGUCAUGUUGCAGGACCAGCUGAACCGCUUGAAGUUUGAGGAAGGGGCCUUGAAGUCUAUCAUCAACGCUCAAACGGAAGAAGGAGCCUCCCAGGACAUUACCCCAGAAAACGAGGUUCAUGUUAAUCUUGAUGAUGAGAGCGAAAUCAACCGAACCAAACUCUUGCUGAAUAGUGCCGAGGAUUAUGACAUGGAGGAAGAGGAUGAGGAUGAGGAUGAAGAUGAGGAGAAUGAAAAUGAGGAAGACGAAUAUGAGGAUGAUCUUGAAUUUGUGCCUGAAGCGAAUGAGGAGGAUGAUUACUAAGAAUUAUGGGUUAUGUAUUUGCGCCACUUAAUGAGAACAUGGACACCUUUUAUUUCUUAGUUGGUAAGCCUAAUUUAUUUAGAUAGAUAUACAGUUACAGUGUAAUAGUCAGUGGUGCUAGCAGUGCCCAUCCUUUGCCUGAUUUAAAGCAUAUCUGCAUUUCUCCCUAUUGUUUAUUUUACAGUUUAUGAGAAAUGUGUCACUGAUAUGCUGUAAGGCAGCGUCAUUGGGUGCUCAUUCAGUAGCUUUCUAGACACAUUUUUGGUCAAGGAUUUACUUGAGAAUACAAAAUCCCAAUCGUUGAUGUGUGUGUCAUGAAGCAUUAUGGCUGGGCCAUAAAAGAGGAUAAAAUGUAUGUGUAAUUAUAUUGGAAAUGAGAAUUGUAAGCACAAAGAAUAAAUGUUUUGCUUUGUUU